Apis laboriosa (Himalayan honeybee) is the source of this 1430-nucleotide messenger RNA. RefSeq lists its product as uncharacterized. NCBI's taxonomy places the organism in Eukaryota, Metazoa, Arthropoda, Insecta, Hymenoptera, Apidae. The transcript has 5 exons. The record is from RefSeq and is a predicted model, not a curated record. Bases 545 to 1342 code for a protein of 265 amino acids.
AAAGCCAUCCAUAAAAUUAUAUACCAGAAAAAAUUCUUUUAAUGAUGACACGAUAAAGAAACAGUUCUUCGUAAUCCAAAGAAACAAUGUUAAAAACGCUAAUGCGGGAAAAGAACUGUUAUCAUCGUUAAUAAUAAUAAAGAAAACUAUCAAGAGAAUAAUUUAGGAAGGAGUGGAUCGAAUCAAAGAACGAAAAAGAAGAGAAAGAAGAAAAAGAAAAAGAAGAAGAAGAAUAGAAUAACGAAAAGAAAUGAUCUCUCAUCUCUCGAAGGGCGAGAAAGAAGAGAGAAAAUCAUCGGAGUGGAUUGUCUGCAGCAUCCGGGUGGGGUGGUUAGUUGGGUGGUACGUCGGUCGAUUUUCGUGCGCUUCGACGCAGAACGGAGAGGGCGUGCUGAUCGUUUGCCCCCUUAUAGUAGUGGAGAGUCGCCGAAAACACCACGAGCUCCGGGGGUGUUGAUUGGUCAGUGCGUAACUGGCAACUGUCGGUACAGUUGUGCAGCUUUCAGUGGGCUGCCAGCGGUCGCCCUGGGCACCACCUGCAUGGAUGGAGCCUACUCGUGUACCCAGGGCCCCUGGUCCACGUCUUGUUUUUCUCGUUGCGACGCUAGCCCUCACUUUCGCAGCGACCGGGUUAUUGUGUGGUGCCAUAAUGUCGGAUCACUGGGAAGAAGUUGGCUGGGAUAAAGAGGCUUUAACUCAUGCGAAUGUUACACUCACGUGGUAUUUGGAUGGACAAGUAGCAAUGGUAGAACCAACAUCCGGCCACAGAAACCAUCAUUCUACCUUUCUCGUACCUAUGUACGGUGGUAUUUGGAUCAUGUGUGUCUCGCUUACUGAAGAGGAAAUACGACUACUAGGUCAGGUAGAUUUUCCGCAAGAGAGGUGCAUUAACUACUUGACGCCCGACGAAGCACACGAGGAGAUUCGUGCCGCCUGGCAAAAUCGAAUGCAGAACUUGAGUAUCUCCUGUUCUCUAGUUUGCUUGAUCAUUUUGGGCACAGCGGUUCUCAUUGGAUUUUUUGGACUUUGCAGACACCAAAUAUCAGCGGUCCUUGUUACCGGUGUGAUGUAUCUUUUAGCAGCCACAUUCGCAUUGUUUACCCUGACGAUUAUUCACUUCAAGAGAGCUCAGGAUCGUGGAGCUCGAAUACUGGAUGGCCCUGAGGAUGGUGUAAUUGGUGGACCGGUUUCUCGUAAUGUUCUCAAGGCCAGACGAUUCACCAGCUCCUGGAGCAUGGAUUUUGGAUGGGGUGGUGUUACGCUUUGCGCCCUCGCCUCGGUAGCGUGGAUCUUGCUCAGCAAAAUAAUGCGUUUCAGCCCCAUAGCCGCUAUGAUAGCGUAGCAGUGGGAGGCCUUCGAGGUCUAAGGUCGUUUCCAACAAUUAUGAAAAAGCGUUUUGAUGUCGUCGCCUCUUCAAACAUGUUCCAAAU